Molecule: messenger RNA, 2177 nt
Organism: Dicentrarchus labrax (European seabass)
Lineage: Eukaryota; Metazoa; Chordata; Actinopteri; Moronidae
Exons: 4
Coding region: 66-1436 (456 amino acids)
Molecular function (GO): DNA binding
Source: RefSeq, a predicted model, not a curated record
ACGCACACACACACACACACGCACGCGCGCACACGCACACACGUGGGAGACCAAAACAUUGCAGAAUGGAGGAAACAGCCACGUGCUCACAGAAUCCCGAUAAAGGGAAAAGUCCCUCAAACACCUCUCGUCCUAAAUCCUCCAAGGUUUGGGAAUAUUUCUCCUUCAGUCCGGAACGGAAAGGCUUCGUUACCUGCGCUGUUUGUUUCAUGGAGUUGGCUUAUCACAGGAGCACAACAGCGAUGUGGCAGCACCUGAAGCGGAAGCACCCCCCUGCAGAAGGAGACAGUAACAGACCGGGUGUGUGGGAGAAGAAACAGCAAUCACAGCCGGAAGACGACACACCGAGGGAGGAGGCCGACGCAGUCCUCGUGGACCACGACUACGCUCCGCCUCCUCCACCUCUGGGUCCGGCUCUGAAUGACAUCGGGUCUCUCGGAGAGGAGAUCCAACGGCUGAGGGGACAAAUCGAGAAGGUCACCAUGAGGCAGCGGUUUGGCAUCCAUCGAUUUGCCGGCUCAGACGAGGACAUCCAGUUUUUCACGAGGUUUGCAUCCUAUGACCUCCUCAUGCGUUUCUGGGCCUUAAUAGAGCCCACGCUGCCGGCUAUGGUCAGUGUGACACAAGCACAGAGGGACACGUUCACAGAGCCAAGUGCCACUGCAACUCGUUCCCUGAAGCCCAUCGAUGAGAUGUUCAUGUUUCUCAACUUCCUUUCGCUGGGCUCGAAACGGUGUGACCUCGCAGACCGGUACGGAGUCCAGCAGUCCGCGGUCGGUCGGAUUAUCACGACGUGGAGCAACUUCUUGUACGCGGUGCUGGGCUCCGUGAGGAUCUGGAUACCAGCGGAGAAGAUACGGGAACAUUUACCUGCAGAGUUCGAGGACUACGCAGACACCAGAGUCGUCCUGCACUGCACGGCGCUCCGGUGUCGGGUCCCAUCGUCGCUUCUUCUCCAGGGCGAAGCUGCACACAGGUCCUACUGUACUCUCCGAGGGCUGCUUGGAGUCGCUCCUCACGGGGCGGUCACCUUCGUCUCGCCACUGUACGCCGGAUCUGUCAGUGACAAUCGGAUCAUGCGAGAGUCAGGAAUUCUCUCCCUUUUGAGACCCGGGAUGGCCAUCAUGGUCGACAGAGGCUUCCUCGUUGGUGACUCUGUGCCGUGUAAGAUCUACAAGGCGGCCUUUCUCUCUGGAAGAUCCCAAACGUCUGCCUGCGAGGUCAUGGAGACCCAGGCCGCCGCUCGCCUCAGGCUGCUCGUAGAGCGCCUCAUACGCCGGGUGAAGGAACACAAGUUCUUUGACACAGAGAUUCCAGUCUGGCUUUUUGGGAACGUUAACCAGCUGUAUGCUGUCGCAUGUCUCCUGACGAACUACGAAAACGAUCUACAUUAUAUCAACGGAGAGGAAAGGAAACAUAGAACAGAACUCAAGUAGAACAGAACCAGACUGUUACAGGAGAUGUUCGUCUACUUGGAGAGAGUCUAUAGCACGUUGGAGACGGCGUGGGGCAAUAAAUGUGGAUCGUUCUCACAUAUUUUAGAGCUGAAAAUUUACUUUUUUAGUAACGUUUUUCGUAAGGUUAUUGUCAAAAGUCCUGGCUGUGAUUAUAAGACCGCAGUUCCCAACCUUUUUCCUUAAGAGGACUCCUUUUCUACCAUUUAGUAAAUUGACGACAUCUUAUUAAAUUACAUAUUUUAUGUACAUUUCAUAUUAUAUUCAGAACUAUACAAUGAACCCAAACAGUGAACUCAGUAACUGCAGGAAGUUUGUGUAAAACCAGAGAUUUGGAAGAAGUCUGUAUUCUGUAUUUUUUAAUCAUUUUUUACAAUCAUAAUAGAUUUCUAUUUGGAGAAAGUCUGUUUUCUUCUCCCUUUUGUUCUGUUAGACACUUUAAUUUAAUUUGAUACCAGAUGCUGAGAUAUUGAAUUGUUGUGUGUACUUUUUUCUUACACCACUUAGAAUCAAGAAGGCCUCACAACCCCCCUGUGAAGCUUUGGCGACCCCUAGUGGGGGGCCUGACCCCCAGGUUGGGAAACACUGAGACUUCAUAAUAUAACAGGAGAUAAUGUGUCAAACUAUGUUUCAUCAGGAGUCACUAAUACCACCAAUAAGAAGGGUUAGAUUACCUUUGUUUCAACUCUGAAAAUAAAGUUCAAAAGGUUGAUUAUACUACAA